Mangifera indica (mango) is the source of this 5146-nucleotide messenger RNA. RefSeq names its product disease resistance protein At4g27190-like. Lineage: Eukaryota; Viridiplantae; Streptophyta; Magnoliopsida; Sapindales; Anacardiaceae. Gene Ontology annotation, molecular function: ADP binding; ATP hydrolysis activity. The transcript has 5 exons. The record is from RefSeq and is a predicted model, not a curated record. The coding region runs from base 611 to 5092 and encodes 1493 amino acids.
UUCUGUCUCUUCAGCUUCUUUAUUUCCUGUUCUUACCUGCAAACACUGUUUUGUGGUGCCUGAAAACUUAGCUCUACUUCUCAGACAAACAUACAGAUCAAGCCGUCAACUUGUACUUGUACUUGUUCUAAACCUUUCCUUAAUUAUAAUUACUUUCUUUUAAUUGUCUAUUUCUUCAGAUUGCUUUUUUCUAUAAUUUUCCCUUAUCAAUUCUCUCUCGUUUUAUUAGAUCUGUUUCAUACUCAGUAUCAAUAAAUUUCGUUUUAAAAAAAAAAAAUUAGCUCUGUUCUCAACUUCUCUUAAUAGUAUUACUGGUAGUGAUCUGUUUGCUUCAAGCUAGACUACAUUCAUUGAGGGUUUGCUCUAAAAAACUUUUGACUUUGAUAGUUGUUUGUUGUGUGUCUCUCUUUUUUCCCAGUUUGUUUAUUAAGCUUUUCUCUUAAAUGUUUGCUCAAUUAUUUUGUUAUAUAAUAUUGUCCACUUCUUUUUCUUUCAUUUCCCUUGCCUGCUAAUUACCCUUUAAUUGUAGCUUUACUUGAAAAGAUUUAAAAAAAAAAAAAAAACAGAGAGAGUGUGUGUGUGUGUGUGUCUGUACAAGUAUUUAUCGGCCAUGGCUGAGGAAAUAGUAGCGAGUGCUGCCGCGGAACUUGCAUCAAAAACUACAGAGUCGGCCUAUGAUUUGCUUAAACAGCAGAUAUCAUAUGUGUUCAAGUACCAGAGCUACAUCAACAACCUCAAGAUUCAAGUUGAGGACCUCAGAAUGAAAAGAGAAACAGUGGAGAAACCUGUAGAGUCGGCUGAAAGACAGGGGGAAGAGAUUUAUAAUGCUGUUAAGAAAUGGCUGAGUGAUGUAGACGAUUUCACUGAAAGGGUAGCAAAAGCCAUCAUUGAGGAUGAAGAUAAAGCAAAUAAGGGCGGCUGUUUCAAAUUGGGGUCAUGUCCUAAUUUGAUUCAACGUUACAAGCUUGGAAAGGAAGCAGUGAAAGCGGCAGUGACUGGGGCCAAUCUGUCGGGGAAAGGCAACUUCAAUAGUGUUUCCUACCGUCCUGCUCUACAGAGGACAGAAUCCAUGUAUGUCAGAGGCUACGAGGCCUUUGAUUCUAGAGAGCAAGUUUUUCAAGAAAUUAUGGACACAUUGAAGGAUGGUAAUGUUAACAUGAUUGGGGUGCAUGGGAUGGGAGGUGUGGGCAAAACUACACUGGUCAAAAAAGUAGCUUGGCAGGUGAAGGAAGACAAAUUAUUUCAUGAGGUGGCCAUUGCUGAGGUAACACACACCCCAGACUACAAAAAAAUUCAAGAGCAGCUUGCUUCCGAAUUAGGCUUGGAAUUUAAGCAGGAGAGUGAAUAUCCGAGAGCUAGUCAACUACGUUCCAGGAUAAAGAAGGAGAAGAGUUUACUGAUAAUACUGGAUAAUAUUUGGACAAAACUUGACUUGGAUGCAAUUGGAAUUCCUUCUGGGCCAUGCACAAUAUUGCUAACUUCUAGAAAGCGGGAUGUAUUAAGCAAAGAUAUGGAGACUCAGAAGAACAUCCUUGUUGAUACUUUAUCUGACGAUGAUGCAUGGAAUUUGUUUCGGAAGAUUGUGGGCGAUUCUGCAGAAAGCUCUGAUUUUCAUCUUCUAGCAGUUGAGUUUGUUAAAAAAUGUUCGGGUUUACCGCUCGCAAUCUCAACAAUUGCAAAUACAUUAAAAAAUGAGAGUCUUCACUUUUGGAAGGAUGCCUUGGCUCAACUUAAAAGGUCUAAUCCAAGACAUAUUCAAGAUAUGGAAGAAAGUCUGUGUUCUACUAUUGAGCUGAGUUACAAAUUUCUGAAAAAUGAGGAAGCUAAAUCGCUAUUUCUUCUUUUUGCUCUAAUAGAGGCUGGUGACACCUUUUCCAUUGGUGACCUAUUAAAGUAUGGUAUGGGUUUGAAUUUGUUUGGGGGUGUUUAUACAUUAGAAGAAGGAAGGAAUAGAUUGCACUGGUUGAUUGAUCGUCUCAAAGCUUCUUGUUUGUUGUUGGAUGGUGACAAUGACCAUACAAUUAAAAUGCAUGAUAUUAUUUAUCUUGUUGCUGUAUCGAUUGCAUCAACAGAGAAAUUCAUGUUUAAUAUUCAAAAUGUCACCAGCUUGAAAGAAGAACUUAGGGAGAAUAUAUCAAAAGAUUCAACUGCUAUUUCUCUUCCCUGUAUAGAUAUUUAUGACGGGCUUCCUCAACGGUUAGAAUUUCCAAAACUGAAGCUGUUCUUCCAGUUUACGAACAAUCCCUCACUACAAAUCCCCAAUGAUUUUUUCGAAGAAACGAAAGAACUCAGAGUUUUAGAUCUUACUGGAUUUCAUUUCUUUUCAUUACCUUCAUCCCUUUCUUGCCUCAAAAAUCUUAAAACAUUGUGUUUGGACAACUGCCUUUUGAAGGAUUUAAGAAUUUUGGGGGAGCUAAGUAAAUUAGAAAUUCUUAGCUUCAUCAACUCUGAUAUUGAUCAAUUACCUGUAGAAAUCGGACAAUUGACUCAAUUGAAGUUAUUAGAUUUGCGUAAUUGUUUAAACCUUAAAUACAUUGCACCAAAUGUCAUCUCCUGCUUGUCUCAAUUAGAAGAACUAUAUAUGGGCAAUAGCUUCGUUCAAUGGGAAGUUGAAGGAGUGGAUAAUCAAGGACUAAGAAAUGCUAGUCUUGAAGAGUUAAAGCAGUUGUCUAACCUAACAACUUUACAUCUUCAUGUUCAGGAUGCUCGAGCUAUGCCACAAGACUUGUUCUUCAAGAAAUUGAAAAGUUAUGAAAUAUAUAUAGGAGAUAAAUGGAAGUGGUCUGGUAAAUAUGGCCAUUCAACUUCAAAAACAUUCAAACUGAAGAUAAGUGAUAAUAGUUAUUUGAGACAGGGAAUUAAAAGUUUGUUGAAGAUGAGUGAAGAGCUCUUUCUUGAGGAAAUGAAUGGGGUUAGAUAUGUUCUUUGUGAAAUCAAUGUGGAUGGUUUUCUACAUUUAAGGCAUUUGCAUGUAAAGGACUGUCUUGAUAUUAUGUAUAUCAUUAACUCAGUUGCUUGGAACUUAGCCUUUCCAAAGUUGGAGACUUUGAUCCUUUGUAAUUUGAUUAAAUUGGAGAAAAUAUGUCAUGGUCAACUCAAUGCAGGAUCUUUUAGCAUAUUAAGGAUCAUAGCAAUAGAAAAUUGUGAUAGAUUGGAGUAUCUCUUUGAAUUUUCCAUUGUAAAAAACCUUAUGCAGCUACAAAAAGUUAAAGCAACUGAUUGUAAGAAGCUAAAAGAGAUUUUUGCUGAAGAAAGUAAUGAAAUAAAUAAUGAGAUUAAGCUAAAUCAAUUGAGCUUUCUGACACUACAACACCUACCCGAAUUCAUAAAUAUUAGCUCUGGCGUGAGUGUUGUCCUUCCAAGAUUAGAGAACUUGAAAUUAUGUUCAAGUAAUUUUGGGAACACACAGCUUGAUCGAUGCCUAGCAAUGUCUUCCUAUGGUGAAUGCUUAAAAACCUUGAUCGUGGAGGAUUGCAAUGGCUUGAAAUUUUUGUUUUUAUCCUCUAUGGUCAAAAAUCUUAAUCAACUUCAAGAGCUUGUGGUAAGCAAUUGUAAGUCAAUGGAACUAGUAAUUGCCACAAAAGGAGUAGGAGAAGAGAAUUUAAUUGAAUUCCCCUCCUUAAAAAAACUUCACAUUGAGAGUUGCUCUAAUUUGAAGACAUUCUAUAACAAAUCUUUUUAUCUAGACACAAUGAGUGAAGAAGUGAAAUCGGAUAACUACUUUAUCGAUAUAAUUCCGCUCUUCGAUGAAAAGGUUGCUUUUCCAAGCUUGGAGGAGAUGGUGCUCUUACACUUGAAUAACUUGCAACUGAUAUGGCACAACAAAAAACUCCAUGGGGAAUCCUUUAAGAAACUAAAAGUAGUGAAAGUUCGAUCCUGUGAAAACUUAUUGACUAUUGUUCCAUCUAAUACUCAAGGAAAUCUGACCUUUUGCUAUUUAGAGACAUUGGCUGUUCAGGAUUGUCCGAGUAUGAAAAGUCUCUUUCCAGUUUCUACUUCUACUAGUCUUGUGCAACUUAAAACGCUAAAUAUAAUAUAUUGCAACCUGGAGGAAAUUAUUUCUGAGGAGGAAGUUAAUGGGGCCCCUACUUUUUCGUUUCCACAAUUGGAAGAAAUCUACCUUCACUCUUUACCAAAACUCAAGUGUUUCUAUAAGCGGUCGCAUGCAAUAGACUGGCCAAUGCUAAGAAGUUUGUAUGUGUUUGAUUGCAGGAAGAUAAAGUUAUAUGCGUCAAAAUUUCCUAGCUUCCAAGACAGAGACAGGGAGAGUCAACCUGCCCUUUUUUUGUUAGAAAAGGUCAUACCAAAAUUGGAAAUGUUUGGUUUAGACGCUCAUGACUUUAGAUUGACAUUCCUCUACAAUGAUCUAGCUGAGAGCUUUGGCAAACUUAAAAUACUUCAGCUUUGGAACUUUGAUGAUGAAUAUGUUGCUUCUGUGUUUUUCUUCCUUCAAAGGUUAAAUUGUUUAGAAACACUUUAUUUUGUUGAUAAUAGUUUCAAAGAGCUAUUGCCCUAUGAAAAGGGACAUAUAUGGAAACAAGAUUUUCGAGGGGACACAUCUCAUCAAAAUCUUCAGACUCUGCAAGUAUCAAGGUGUCAUUGUUUGACAAUUUUAAUGCCUUAUGCAACAUCUUUCAAUAAUCUUGCAACUCUAAAGGCAAGCAAUUGUGAUGGAUUAGCCAAAGUCCUAUCAUGUGAAGCAGCCAAAACACUUGUCAAUCUAAAAACACUGAUAAUAAGAGAUUGCAAGUCAGUGAUAGAGGUAAUAGCUAAUGAGGGAGGCAAAGAAGAAGAGAUUAUUUUCGGCAAAUUGAAAUUUUUAAAGCUUUGUUGUUUAUCAAGCCUCACAUGCUUUUGCUCAGCCAAUUAUUCCUUCAAAUUCCCUUGUUUGAAGCUAGUUGUUGUGUAUCAAUGCCCAAGAUUGAAUAUUUUUUCUCGAGGACUGUUAAACACACCAUUGCUAAAUAAAGUACAAUGGACUAAAGAUGAUGAUGAGGAAGAACACCUUUGGAAGGAUGAUCUCAAUUCUACCAUCCAACAAAUUUUUAUAGAUAUGGUUGGCUUCCGUGACUCUGAACAUUUGACAGUUUGAAUUUCCCAAAAUAAAAGAAAAAAUAUGGAAUGAUCAGUUACCAAUCGAUAUAUU